Schistosoma spindalis is the source of this 978-nucleotide messenger RNA. Lineage: Eukaryota; Metazoa; Platyhelminthes; Trematoda; Strigeidida; Schistosomatidae. The record is from the annotation of a GenBank genome assembly.
GUCUAGUUAAAUAACUUUUCUUUUGUUGCUUCGACUUCUUUGAACUAAUAACACAGAAGCCCACGAAUCGAGCAGAAAACUCGUGCUCUCCAAAAAGUCGGAAAAUAGCUCUUUCUUUAACAGAAAAUGUUCGCUACUUUCUGAUUUCAAAAACUUAAGGAUAUUGUUCUAUUUUUCUAAAUUUGAUGCAGUUAUCAUGACAACGAGUAUGAAUAUUUUUAAACCUGUGUGACACUGUCUACUUAAAAAUUCCAUCAUUCAUUUCUUAUUCCUAUGUGGCUUGAGAGAAACGCUAAAAACGAAUCUCUUUUAAGUAACUCAAAGAACAAUUUGCUAAAGAAGAAUGUUUACCAGAUUAUUCAUGAUAAUUGUACGAACGACAAAUUAACACAGAAUAAAAAAGCAUCUGAACCAAGUAAGAAGAUAGUGCAAAACAUGAGACAGAGACAUAGGUCAUGCACCCCAGUAAAAUUAUCCACAAGUUUUCAAGUCCAUAAAUUUAACGAAGUUUGUACAUUAAAACAUCUAAACCAGAUUCAUGGAUUAACGGAUGGUCCAGAUGACUGUAUAAAACGAUCUAUGAGUAAUUUUUCUCAACAACUCUCAACUCAACAAAUCAAUAAAUCAAAUAGAUCAAAAAGCAUCGUAUCGAUCAGUCUACGUAAAAGUGAAUUCUUAAAUAAUGACGAAGAUAGAGCACUAUUCGCGAAGCAAAGAUCUAUAAAAUUUACUCAAGUAUUCCGUUUUACUUCUGAUAUCUAAAGUAAAUACAUAAGCUAUUACACUAUAUUUUUUUCAUUUCUAUAGACUAUUCCUAUGUUCUUUACAGUGAUUUAUUCUAGAACAUUAGGACAUUUAACUUAUAAAUAGAUAACCGUUUAAACAAAUUUUUGAUUCGUUCAUAAAUAAUGUCCUUUAAUAAUUUACAUUUAGACGUCAUAUCUAUUUUAAAUCACGACUUUUCUCACACAAAUUAUG